AAAUAAUUUGAAUUUUUUUGAGAUUGCGCAGUUGAUAAAACUCCAUUUAAUCUUGAAGAGAAGUAACGCCAGUUAUGAUUAUUUAUUAUUUAACCUAAAUUAAUCCCACAAUUAACAGUUAAAUACGUCUUUAGUCAUUUGUGAAUUUGAUAUAUUGUCAUAGAGAGAAAAUGACGUAAUGAGCUUAAGGAAAAGGAGGACUGAACAAACCUUCGCGAUGGCUGCUAAUUCCAUAACCGUUCAGUGGAAUGCGCAUUACUCUGCCCUCCUCCACCUGCUAAAAAAUGCGAGAAGAGAGGGUUGGUAUUGUGAUGCAACUGUCCUGUGCAACGGCAAGUAUUAUUCUGUGCACAAGUUUGUCUUGGCAGCGUGCAGCGAUUACUUUGAAGAGAUGUUUGACAAGAUCAGCGGCAAACACCCCAUGAUCGUCAUGACGGACAUGAAAACGGCUCGUCUGGAGGCACUGCUGUCCUACAUGUACGAGGGGGAGGUUGACAUCAUGCAGGAGGAUUUGGCCGGGUUCAUGGAGACUGCGGAAGCCUGGAAGGUCAAGGGCUUGUCCAGCUCCAGCGACGAGCAGGAGCAAGCAGAGGGCGGAAGGAGAGGCCAGAAUGCCCCGACCGAGCGGCACGUCUCUCCUCCAGUGGCGGAUCAAGUGCAGGAGUACAGCAAGCGGAGAAUGGCCCUCAACAACGACUGGCAGAAGGCGAAGCGCAUGAGGUACACCGAGAUGAUCAGAGACCUGCCCCCAAUUUCGGUCACGGAAGAGCCCUUUUCGCAGAAUGCCUGUGGGGAGUUGGGGCACAACCCUAACAUACCCAGCAUUGUUCCAGGCUCUGCUGUCAGUCUGAGUGCACCCAUGAAAGCUUGCAGUGCCGCUGCUGAGGUCAAGAAAAAUGCCGAUCCUAAUAGAAGCCCAGGAGGUGUUCAGGCUCAGCAGGGAGAGAGUAAUAAGGUUCAGCGUAAAGGGGAGAGUCAGAACUGCGUCGAUGAUGCUGGUUCAGACGUUUCAGCGGAGGAUAUUAUGGUAGUGGAUUUGAAGUUAGAACCCGGAGAAGUAGUAGAAAAUUUUGGUACAUAUCAGGCAGGCCCUUUUGCUACUCCAUCAGCUAGAUAUUCCCUUGACACCCCGAGUAAUAAUGACUGUGUUCAAGAUGGUGUGAGCGACUAUCACCAAGUAAGAGGCAGACGUAAAUCGAAGACAGGAGGAGAUAAUAGCAACACACAAAUCCAGGUCACGCCACUGUCGUCGGUUCAGAGAGAGUGUGUUGAGUUAAGAGAUUUUCAGCAGCUGCAGGGUGCAGCCAAGCUACCGAAAGGCCAGAGAAAAUACACAAAAGAUAAUGCAUCAUCUGUUGUCUCAAGCCAACUAGAUACCCCAAAGAGUGCAGCAUCCAAGGGGAAAAGAAAAACUGAAGGUCCAAAGCAGAACCUCCUUCUCACUGGGGGAAAGAGGAAAUAUACAAGAAAGAACACAAAGGUCAAGCAAACAAAUCCCAGUGGUGGAAGCAGACCUGAUAUGGGAAAGGAAGGCGUACCAAAGAGAAAAGUUGGACGGCCUCGCAAGAUAAUCCAGCCUCCCGUUUCUAACAGUGACAGCACUCCAUCCUCAGUAAUACCUAAGCAAACAGAUGAGAUGCAGUCUAUGCAUGUUGGAGGAGAAGAGAGCAUAAGCUCUCCCCCGAACUCCAAGCAAGUGAAGGAUCAGAAUCUCUGUCCCGAGUCCUACAAGGAAAAUGAAAGAAUAGAGAAGUCACCGCUGCCCGAAGUUUCACAACUGGAAACUGUAGCUCCCUUUACAAGCUUGCAGUGUAGAAAUGAAAACUCAGUUACACCUCCUGUGACACUGGAACCUCCUCCAGAGGAAAACACAAACAGAUCGCAGAGCAGUGCUAGGCGAUUAGCAGCAUCCAAAAGAAGAACGAGUUUACUGAGGCAGUUCCGAAAGGAAGCCCCCGUUGUUUCCGAAAAUUCCCAGCCGUCCUCAGAGGAAGAACAGAAUAGAAAAUCUCAGAGUGCCACACAAGUUGGAGGGAAAGUGCCGUGGAUUAACCGCAAGAAAAGAAUCCCCAACUCGAGAAGAUGGUCAAAACCAAAGAAAAAUAAGUCAUACAAGAAGUUACGCAGAGCUAGUGCAAAAGAGCCUGGUAAGUUAUUGAGAGAAUCAGACACUUUAUCAGUGGAAUACGACAAAACAGAGAUGGUUUCCAGUAGAUUGUUAACAGGAUCUGAUGACGUGUUAACAGAGUCAGAUAAGACAGAACCACCUCCAAAUAAGAUGACGUUGGGAUCGCCCUGUUCGGAAACUGAAAGUCCACAUCAAGAGGAGUCAGCAGCACAAGGGGCAGUUCCUUCAGUAGAGGUCGCAGAAAUUGGAAACCAAGAGAACGCGAGCCUAUCUCUUGAAGAAGGGGAAGCCCCAAAGGAAGGAAAUAAUGAACAACAGAAGUCUUUGAAAGAUGAUGAAGCUGAAGUUGGCAUCGAGACAGAGGAUCACCCUCUCGUUCCAUUGCCAGUUCUUUUUUUAUCGAGUCCAAUGCCGGAGAGAGAGAAACUCCACUGUAGUCAGUUGUCCACGAGCGAGCAUAAUGAUUCAAUCGGAAAGAUACAAAAGAUUUCAGAAAUUUAGUUCGAGAAGUGAGACUGGCCUCUCACUUUCUUUAUGUUAAAAAAAAGUUAUGUUCAAUUGUAAAUUUUAUUAAUCUUUCUUUGUUUCUUUCUCUCUUUCUUCCUGUACCCUGUCUCCUGUUAUGAACUUUUUGAUAUUUAAAAUAGGUUUUUGCAGAAAACAGGACAUGACUUACAUUAGCACCCUUGUGAGCGAGACACUUGUCAUAAGAGAUAUAAAAGCUCCUAUGACUCAGAACCAACACUUUUAUUAAUAUUUAAAGGAAAUUACACAUGUAUUCUUCUUGAUGCAGAAAAAGACAGCUAGAACAGCUAAUCCACAUUUUUUUGUCCAAGUCCUAAAUGAUUUACUAAAAUCCUCCUCAUUCUAUAGGCAUUAAGUACAAAAUUUAUUAUCCUUGUGCAUUUUCUUUCCAUUUUGCGAGGACAUGAUAUAACGUUGUUGUCUACUUUUGGCUUCACAACAGUUUUUAACACAAGGUGUGCUCUGGGAGGUGUUUGUACUGUAGUUUCACUCACAGAUUAUUUUGUCUGUCCUUUAUUUUCCUGAAAAGAAAAGGAAAAGUCUACCAAAAAUAUAUGUAAUAUAUCAUAUAGAGUAUUUUUAGUUAGCUGUAAGUGAAUGGUCUGUUAAUUUUUUUUGUUUUUAUUGAUUUUGGGUCUUAUUUUUAUAUUAAUGUUAUUGAUGUUGAGUCAGUAUAUACUUAAGCACGAGACUUCAUUAAAUAAGUGUAGAAAACAGUGUCAGUAUACGAAUAUUGUUUACCAAAAGCUUUUUGUCUCUUGUAGAUUACUGUAUGUAUGGGUACAUAAUGAAAGGAAAAUUGUGAUAAAGAAUAAUUCUCAACAAAUUUGACAAUCUGUAUGAAAUUUUUACUUUCAAAUUAUUUUGAUACACUAGAAGGUUCACUUGAUUUAAGAAGUAUUCAUUGGUAUUACUUCUGUUCUGUAUAUAUAUUAAUUUGAGUUGCAGAUUCAGAAUAUCUUGUAUGCUGUAGUGCCGUGUGUUACUUUCGAUCUGGACAAAAUAUCUUUAUUCUUCAUACUGAUACUAAUAUGUAGAUGAAGAUUAAACAUUGGUUAAGUGC
Molecule: messenger RNA, 3716 nt
Organism: Penaeus monodon (black tiger shrimp)
Lineage: Eukaryota; Metazoa; Arthropoda; Malacostraca; Decapoda; Penaeidae
Exons: 5
Coding region: 179-2629 (816 amino acids)
Biological process (GO): regulation of transcription by RNA polymerase II
Cellular component (GO): nucleus
Molecular function (GO): protein binding
Source: RefSeq, a predicted model, not a curated record